Molecule: messenger RNA, 427 nt
Organism: Gopherus flavomarginatus (Mexican gopher tortoise)
Lineage: Eukaryota; Metazoa; Chordata; Testudines; Testudinidae
Product: NADH dehydrogenase [ubiquinone] 1 beta subcomplex subunit 3-like
Exons: 1
Coding region: 8-298 (96 amino acids)
Biological process (GO): mitochondrial respiratory chain complex I assembly; electron transport chain
Cellular component (GO): mitochondrion
Source: RefSeq, a predicted model, not a curated record
GCCAGACAUGGGGCAUGGACAUGAACAUGGUCAUGGGAAAAUGAAACUCCCUGACUAUAAACAAUGGAAGAUAGAGGGUACUCCGCUACAGGAUGUCCAAGAAAGACUGGCUAGGCGGAGUCUUAGAGAUCCAUGGCUUCGCAAUGUAGCUUGGAGAUAUAUGGGUGGCUUUGCAAAACCUGUCACUGUUAUGGAUGUUCUCACCAAAGGUUUCAAGUGGGGAUUCGUAGCCUUUGUGGUAGCACUUGGGAUCGAGUACACACUGUUUCCUCCGAAGAAAAAUGGAGGACAUCAUUGAAAAUGGAAUAGUAGAACUUCUCGAAGUUAUUUACCCAGUUCUAAAUUAAAACAUGUUAUACAAUAGCUUACUGAUUUUGUUGCACAUGUAAAGAUGCCUAUUAAAAUUUCUCAUUGGCAAGAAAAGAAA